This is a messenger RNA of Cephus cinctus (wheat stem sawfly), 954 nucleotides long. RefSeq lists its product as uncharacterized. Bases 373 to 729 code for a protein of 118 amino acids. The transcript is spliced from 4 exons. NCBI's taxonomy places the organism in Eukaryota, Metazoa, Arthropoda, Insecta, Hymenoptera, Cephidae. The record is from RefSeq and is a predicted model, not a curated record.
AUAUACUUGAAAAGUCCAUGUACAGUCGUGAUCAUUAUUCGAGGUAGAAUGGCGUAUAGUGUCACAGGAGGGUGGACGAGACAUCCGCUAUGCUUUAACGCUUUCGUGGUUCUGAAGUCUACGCCGUUGUCAGUGUUGAUCUGCGUGGUUAAAAAUAUAAUGUUGAAGCAAUGCCAAAAAAUUGAACUCUUUUGAAACGUCCAAGCGGUGUAUGGCAUUCAAUCAAUGUAUGACGAGUGACGAUCUAUGGCAUUCAAUCAAUGACGAGUCUCCGUCAACAUCGCACUGGUUGACGUGCUAAGAGAAUUAAAAUGCAUUGACAAUACGAUCUACGUAAUUGUGUAAUUAAAAAAAUAUAUAAAAAAAUAAACUAUGUUAUCACGGUUUUCGAGUUUAAUUUAUUUUAAAAUGACAGGAACGAGAUUUGAACCCGCGACCGUUGGGAGAAGCUUUGAAAAAGUCAUAAGAGUGACGCUCUACCGUCUGAGCCACUGGCUCAAGUUAUCUCAGCACUAUUUCUUCAAGGUUGAUGAACUUCAAGUCACAGAAAAAAUUUAUAACAAAAAACGUGACUCGCAUAACGUCCGACGCUCGGGUGGCUGGGAUGAGGUUCUGACGCUUUUAAUAUUAGGCGCAACGUUAACAACGUUUCUGUCAUCAUGCAACGUUAACCUGUGCACCAUAAAACUCGUCACACUGCUUGUAUUAUUAACGUGCACUGGAUUCUAAUCUACAUUAUGUAAAUAUAUCGUGAUAAGCCCUUUCCGUACCCACGUUAUCGAAGGUAUAAUUGCAUUGCGCGAAUUGUACCAUUAUCUAUGCCAAACAGUAAUACAGUGCGGAUAUGUACAAUAUAUUAUUUUAUAUAUCCGUUUCUAUUUGGUAUAAAAUAAUAACGAAAUUUAUUUUUGAAGCAGAAACUACUUUUGGAAAUAUUUAAAUUGUAAUAAUUGU